AUGAAGCUUAUUUUCUACAAACUCACUGAGUCAUCACCCGAGUUAUUCCACACUCUCAUCCUCCCAAAGGUCGAGCUCUCUCACUCCCUUGUCCUCCGCCUUUACCUCCCACUCGCCCACCGCCUCAAGUGGGACCCACAAGAUCCAAAACCGUGCAUCGUCAUCUCGAAGUAUGACACAGUCUCGCUCACCAUCAUAAAGACCACUGCAGACUUCUCCUCUGUAUUCCGGCAACGGACUACGUCCGGCCACCGAGUUACAUCCUCUGGUACUCGAGUUAAUGUGGCUGUGCUUUUUCUGAAAGUCACAUUAUUUCCGAACCAAGGCUUCUGCAUCGGCAUCACAUCGCACCACUCUAUCCUAGACGUACAUUAUGACAAAGCCAUGGAAUCUCCUCUUAUACCAGAAGAUCUAACUCCGAGUUUUGAUUGUACCGUUAUCAAUGUUCCACGUAGACUUGAGGCAAAGAUGAUGGAAUUUUUGUUGUAUCUCUCGAAGGACAUCGACAACUUAAGAAGCUUAAAGCCACCUCCCGCGGAUCAGUUAAGCGAGAAACUCCGAGAGCGAGCCAAGAAAGACUCACCUCGCUCUCUCCUCGAGCUUCACUUGUCAACCUUUGUCAUCGGGUAUGCUUACGCAUGGACGUGCCUGGUGAGAGCGCAUGGAGGCCACGCGAACAGACCAGUAUAUUUAUUCUAUGUAGCUGACUUCAGGCAUUGGUUUAAUCCGCAAGUUCUAGCCACAUACUUUGGGAAUGGCGUGUUUCCGACAGGUUGCUUUGGCUACGAAGCGAGGGCAUUUUUGGAAGAAGAUGGUUUUGUUAAAGCAGUCGAGAUUCUAAGCGAUUUGGUGAAAAGAUUGGAUUCACAAGGGAUAGAGUCACACCUUGAGGCCUACGUCGAGGGAAGGAAUAAAAUAAAACAGGGUGCACAGAUCGGGACAGUUUCAGGUUCGACCCAGUUAGGAGUACACGGGUUGGAUUUUGGGUGGGGAAGACCCGUUGAAACCGAGUUUGUGUCCAUUGACCGCAACGAAGCAUUCUCUAUGUCAGAGAGGAGAUAUGAGCCUGGUGGUGUGGAGAUGGGAGUGUGCUUGAAGAUGAGUGAGAUAAAGAUCUUCCUUUCUUUGUUUAAAAAUGGCAUAUAA
Molecule: messenger RNA, 1146 nt
Organism: Thlaspi arvense
Lineage: Eukaryota; Viridiplantae; Streptophyta; Magnoliopsida; Brassicales; Brassicaceae
Source: the annotation of a GenBank genome assembly